This is a messenger RNA of Solanum lycopersicum (tomato), 957 nucleotides long. Its product is annotated as small ribosomal subunit protein uS9c. Gene Ontology annotation, cellular component: mitochondrial small ribosomal subunit; plastid small ribosomal subunit; ribosome. Lineage: Eukaryota; Viridiplantae; Streptophyta; Magnoliopsida; Solanales; Solanaceae. Gene Ontology annotation, biological process: translation. The record is from RefSeq and is a predicted model, not a curated record. Gene Ontology annotation, molecular function: RNA binding; structural constituent of ribosome.
AUUAUCUAUUACUCAAUCUUCGAAAGAAGAUAGAUAGAUAGAGAGUCGAAAAUGGCGAUUUCCGUGGCUUCUCUUGCUUCAUCUUUUGCUUCCCUUUCAUUUUCUUCUCAGAUUUCUCAAAAACCCUAUGCUGUAUCCCUUGCUCAUUCGAAGCAAUUCUCUUUCUCUCUCGCUUCCAAAAUCUCUACGCUUGUAGUGUCAGCUUCUGUUGCUGAAGCACCGGAGACGGAGGAAUUGGAAACCAGAGAGAAUCUUUUGAAGCUUGUGAAAAGUAGACUUCCUGGAGGUUUCGCUGCACAGCCUAUUUUUGGAACUGGUAGACGUAAAAGUGCUAGUGCUCGUGUUGUUCUUCAGGAAGGUUCUGGAAAAAUCAUCAUCAACUAUCGUGAUGCUAAGGAAUAUCUUCAAGGAAAUCCAUUAUGGAUUCAAUAUGUCAAAACUCCACUGGCCACUUUAGGAUAUGAGGCUAGUUAUGACAUUUUUGUCAAGGUGGAAGGCGGUGGUCUUUCUGGGCAGGCUCAAGCAAUUUCCCUUGGCAUUGCUCGUGCACUCCUAAAGGUUAGCGAGAGCCAUAGAAAACCAUUGAGGGAGGAGGGUCUGUUAACUAGAGAUGCCAGAGUUGUUGAGCGGAAGAAAGUUGGUCUCAAGAAGGCUCGCAAGCGUCCACAAUUUUCCAAGCGUUGAGUCCAGGUUGGUACUUACUCACUGUGGCAGCAUUUGGUAGAAAGAUUUGGUGGUUUAUUGACCCAGAUUGGGAAAAAAGAGCAUAUCAAUGAUCUGUUUUGACUGUUGAAGAUGAGAAAAUGUUUCUGAAUUAUCAUCCUCAAUUGCUUCUUUGUAAAAAUUUUGUAUUAGUCCCUACUCAGAAUUACAAUUUGUUCUGUUGAUGGUAUUUUUUGAGUUUAGUUUCUUGUUCAAUGUUUAAUAUAAUUCUGGAGAUUUUUGUGCCUAAAAAAA